CGGCCAUGUGUCUCCUGAUUCUCGCUGGCUGGACUGCCAGACCACAUAUAUAGGCCGCAAAAGCUUGGCCUUGGUCCAAAAUGAAAUCCCCAACCAUGGGUGUCCAGGGAACAGUGCCGAAGAAGCGAACUCGGGUCAGUCACACCAAGGUGCGUACUGGAUGUCGAACAUGCAGGAUCCGCCAUAAGAAGUGUGACGAGACCCGUCCCAUCUGUCUCAUGUGCAGCAGCACUGGACGCAUCUGCGAUGGAUACCAGCAGACUAUUGACAGAAGAACCCGGGCCUCCCGGCUCCGGCUCUUAUCCACAUCACCGUCAUCAGCUAGCGACACAUCUUCGACCGUGAGCAUGCCGUCACUAGUGUCGGAUGUGAUCCUGCACACCAAUCAGAUCGACCUGACCCGGCAGGAACGUUGGUAUCUCGACUUCUUCCGUCGCAGCACAGCUUUUCAAUGCUCCGGUUACUUCGAUGACGAUUUCUGGCUGCGCCUGGUCCACCAGGUCACGGAGGCGGAGCCAGCAGUCCGGCAUGCUGCCAUCGCCCUAAGUGCUCUACACUGCAACUUCGAGCGGAACAGCACCGGACAGGGGACCGUGGACAGCCGCCUCCCUCUCCAGCAAUGUGUCAAAGCUAUCUCCUCGCUGCGACAGCAGCUAGCAGGGGGCGGACUUCCAUCGCGCGCCAACAUGGAAAUCACUUUAGUGACCUGCGUGCUCUUCGUCUCAUUUAUGUUUCUGCAGGGGGACACACACUCGGCCUGUUGUCAUUUGCGUGGUGGCCUCAAGCUCCUGAAGGAAUGGAAAGGCACCGACCUUGCCGGAUAUUCCACCACUGGUGCGGUACUGAUGAAAGUAUUUGCUCGUCUGCAGCUACAAUGGUCGACCUUCGCGGACGACGUAUUUAUUGAAGCGGAGAACGACCGCUUCGACGUCCCCUACAUGGAGAUCAACGACCUUAGCUUGGAGGAGCCCACCGACAACCUAGAAAAGGCAGGUAGUCUGCUCGUCAGUCUAGGCCGGCUCGUUCUAGCCCCUCGUCCUUCCGGUACAUCCUCGCCAGGUUACUGCACUGUCCUGGACAGCAAGCGGAUGGCCAUCCUCAACAAACUCCAACAUUGGACCGCCGAGUUCGACACCUCAAUCACGUCUAGCGGAAACACCCUACUGCUACGAGACAACACCGUCCUGACAGUAUUGAAGCUAUGGAGUGAAAUCAUCUACAUCAUGGCCGCAACUGAGAACCGGCUCGGAGGCAGCGAGACGCGAUUUGACGCCUUUCACAGCAACUUCGGACGGGCCGUCGCACUGGCGAAAAUCCUCUUAUUAGCCACGCCCGCCCAAUCCGUCAUGCCGAGUUUCUCCAUCGGCAUGGGCAUCAUUCCUCCCCUUUUCUUCUGCGCCUUCAAGUGCCGGGACUGGUACAUCCGCCGGGAAGCCCUGCAGUUGCUACGCAGCUGUCAAAGACAAGAAGGUCUCUGGACGACACCGGGAGCGGUGCUCGUCCUAGAAAGGAUCAUCGACAUUGAAUCGAAGGAGCUCAUGCCGGGAGACCUUGUGCCCGAAUCCCGGCGCAUCGACUCUAUCCACGUGAACAUCCUGCCGGAUGACAACAAGAUCGGGUUGUGGUACCGCCGACCGGGCAUGAGGCUGCACAACGGACGCGUGGAUGCCACUCAAGGGGUCUGGGAGAAGGCCUUGCUGGACUACCAAGUUGUGUGAAUGGCUGCAUUGGAGGAUACAGGUUCAAUAUUAUAAUAGACACAUUGUACUAGAUACCAAUUUGAUUUUUGCGUUCAUUUUAUUUCUAUUCAAGCUAGCGGCUUGCUACCAGCUAUUGACAAGCAUCUCUCUUAUUGUUGACCUCUCACCAACCUUCACUGCUACUCCCACCUAUCCUUAUACACAUCCACAACACUGAUAUCCACUACAUCCCAGCCUCACCCUCACCCCACGCAGAUGAACACUAAGAAU
Molecule: messenger RNA, 1970 nt
Organism: Aspergillus ibericus CBS 121593
Lineage: Eukaryota; Fungi; Ascomycota; Eurotiomycetes; Eurotiales; Aspergillaceae
Product: Zn(II)2Cys6 transcription factor
Exons: 2
Coding region: 81-1718 (545 amino acids)
Biological process (GO): regulation of DNA-templated transcription
Molecular function (GO): DNA-binding transcription factor activity, RNA polymerase II-specific; zinc ion binding
Source: RefSeq, a predicted model, not a curated record